Messenger RNA from Dioszegia hungarica, 1659 nucleotides. RefSeq names its product beta-lactamase-like protein. The coding region runs from base 1 to 1659 and encodes 552 amino acids. The transcript is spliced from 7 exons. NCBI's taxonomy places the organism in Eukaryota, Fungi, Basidiomycota, Tremellomycetes, Tremellales, Bulleribasidiaceae. Gene Ontology annotation, cellular component: nucleus. The record is from RefSeq and is a predicted model, not a curated record. Gene Ontology annotation, molecular function: 3'-tRNA processing endoribonuclease activity.
AUGGUAUCGGUAUUGCUAGACAAGGCAAAGGCCAAGCGUCAAGCUCCUGUAUCGGUACACUUUCUCGGGACAUGCGGUGGUCCUCUCGUCAGUCGGGCAUGCUCUUCGCUAGCGGUAGACUUUGGCAAUGAUAUAUGGAUAUUCGAUGCCGCCGAUGGCACCACCGGACGUCUACACCAGUCCUCCUUGAAGAUGUCCAAUAUCUCCCGGAUCUUCAUCACGCACAUGCACGCAGACCAUACUCUGGGUCUAGUAUCCAUUUUGACGCAGAUCAUGUGCGGCGUAGGCGUCUCAGCGGCGGAUCUCGAGCGUCAAAAGGCCAAGGGGACAGAUCGAAAGGCGGACAUCAACAUCUUUGGUCCGGUUGGGCUUCGGAAACUCAUCAGGACUUCGCUUCAGCUGGUCGGCGCGACCUUAGCGGGAGCUUAUGCGGUCCAUGAGUUGCUUGGGGCAGACGAGGAUGCGUCUGCGGGAUGCUCGGCCGAGGAGAUGUUGGUGAACGAGGCGGUGGGUAAGGAUAUUCGAGCGUCAGAAGAGGGUGUCUGGGAGAAGAUCAUGGACGAAGGUACAGGGAAGGGAGGGAGGGGAUGGAGUGUGUCUGCAGGUCCUUUAGAUCAUCGAGUCCCAAGCCAAGGUUACGUCCUGAACGAACCAACACCCCGCGAACCGCUCGAUACCGCCAGCCUCAUCCCCAUUCUCACCCAACAUGCCGCUGCUCUCAAACAGUACGAUCCGCCUGUCCACCACCCCCUCUCGGUUCUUUCCCACCUAACUUCUCUUCCCCCUCCCCCGCCAUUUGUCCUUCCCGACGGAUCAUCUCUGCACCCACCCCCACUCUCCGGCCAACCCCCCCGCAAACUCGUCAUCUUUGGUGACUGCAGCGGUGGAACUCCCAACUCUACAUUCCAAGCCAUGUGCGCCGACGCCAGUCUGCUCGUACACGAAUGUACGAACGCGCACAUUGCCGAGCCCUACCAAAAAGGCGAGAAGGGACGGCGUCUACGCGUGGGCGGGCUGGAACAUAGCCUGUUGAAGAAGAAGGAGGUGAAUAUGGGGCAUCCAUUAGGCGAGGAAGCGAUCAAGGGUCCGAAUGUCGGCGAGGAUGCGGAAAAGAAGAGGGAAGAGGUGCAAAAGAAGGCGAGGUCGAGGGGUCAUUCGACGCCAAAGGAGGUGGGCGAGUUUGCGAAGGCCAUAAAGGCCAGGAGGGUGGUCAUCAAUCACUUUUCAGCAAUGUUCCCAUCCCCGCGAUAUCACACUUCCUCCCCAUUCCCAUCCCUCUUAUCGCCCACUUCACCCUUCCCCGCGCCUACGCCCUACCCCAUGACACACUCGUCGGACCCACCAAUACCGCCCCUCCCUCUCACAUCCACCGAGCUCCACACACGGAUAAUUAUGCAAAAUAUCGCCGAUCAGGUUAAUGAAGUAUGGAAUGGCGAUGGCCUCGGGGAGGUGCAAAGGCAGUGCGUGCCAGCGAGGGAUUUCAUGGUUGUGCGGAUACCGGGACAUGAGCUUGACGAGGUUGAAGUGGACGAGCAGGGUGAGAUGGGGAGGGAGGUGAAGGAGGUGAUGGCGAGUUGGGCGGAAGAUGGGGGUGCAUGGGUAAAAGAGGGCAAGGAGAAGCGGUGGGUUGGGGUGUCGGAGGCGCCUGGCGAGACGUAG